UAAUAACAGUAAUAAUUAACAAGGGGCAUGGAGUGAAAUUCGUAGCAAAAUUACAUCUAAAUCAUAGGCAAAAUUAUAUUAAAUUAUGAAAAGUUAAAAAAAAAGUUUACGUGGUGGGACUCAAAAAGAAAUUUAAAUUAGAGGCAAAAUUAUAUGAAAUUUGAAAGAAAAAAAGAAAUUAAAUGAUACCAAAAAAAAAAAGAAAACAAAAAAAAAAGCAUUCAUUUCCAUUGAAGAUGGUGAGUGCCUUUCCGCGUCAAUCAGGCACUACCAACCAAUAAUUAUAUUCUCUCUUCUUCUUCACCAUUACUACCCUCCUCUCCGCCAUACCCAUUUCUGCUCCAUCUCCAGAAAAAUAAAGAGAAGCAAUGAAUUCGAAUUACGGAAAGAACUUUGAUUUCGAUCUGGGGUUGGGAUCAUCAAGACCCAAAUCCCUUAACGACAAGAAGAACAACAACAAUCCUUCGUAUUCUUCUUCUUCUUCGUCUUAUUCUUCGUAUUCUUCUGCCCAACCGAAACCAGCAUGGCAACCCAACAAGCCCUCGUGGACACACCAGCCAUCGCCGGCUCAGGUGACCCGACCUGGAUUGCCUAACGGACCCACAUCCAUGGUGGGCGAUAUACUUGGAAAGAGUUGGACUUCGUCCACCCCUUCGACUGGUUCUUCGUCUGUGGCAGGUAUUGGGAUUGUAGAUAAAAACCCUAAUUUGUUUGGGGAUUUGGUUGGUUCUGCUUUGGGUCAGGGCAAGAGUAGUAAUAGUACCAAUGUUCCUUUGAAGAAUUCAACACCGGUAUCUAACAAGAACACAUUUUCAAUGGGAAAUGUGGCUGAUUCGCUUCCGAAAACUAAUCCUGGUCCGGUGAAAACUGGUUUGAAUUGGGGAGCUUCAGGGAAUAUUAGUAGCAAUGCCAAUGCUAAUAAUAACAAUCGAACUCAAAAUCUCGGCGGUGGAGGCUUUGGUGUUGGUAUUGGUGGUGGUGGUGGUGGUGGUGGAAUGAACUCAAAAGACCCAUUUGGUUCUUUGCUUAACUUUGCUCCAAAACCAUCUGCUGAUCUCAAUUCGAAGAAGACCAACAAUGCGAAGGUUAAUAAUAAUAAUAAUACUAAUGAUGAUAUUUUUGGGAAUUUCCAGAAUGCUACUACUAAACCAGAAUCAAAUCCAAAUACCAACAACACUUUUCAGACUGGUUUGAAUAUGGAUGAUUUUGUUAAGCUUCCAACUCAGAAUUCCACGCAAUCACCUGUUAGUGAUCCUCUUGACAUGUUAUUUCCCACGACCAAGGUUAAUUUAACUGAAAGCUUCAAUCAAUCAACUUCAAAUGGAUCCGGACAGCAAACAUCGGAGAUGGAUAGUUGGGGAUUCGAACCCCAUUUCGAAGGAGAUGAUGGUGGUACCACCACUGAACUUGAUGGACUUCCGCCGCCUCCUUCUGGUGUAAACUCGUCCAUGGCGAAGAAUAAAGGAAUGGAUAACUACAAGCAAGGACAGUAUGCUGAUGCCAUCAAAUGGCUUUCUUGGGCUGUCAUUCUUCUUGAAAAAGCAGGUGACAACAAUGCUACUUUCGCGGAGGUCUUAUCGAGCAGAGCUUCAUGUUACAAAGAAGUUGGGGAGUAUAAGAAAGCUGUGGCAGACUGUACAAAGGUGUUGGAACAAGAUGGUGCAAAUGUAUCUGUUCUUGUACAGCGUGCUCUCUUAUAUGAAAGCAUGGAAAAAUACAGACUUGGGGCAGAAGAUCUGAGGGCUGUUCUUAAGAUUGAUCCUAGUAACAGGGUUGCAAGAAGCACUGUUCACCGCUUGACCAAGUUAGCAGACUAGAGAUUUUUCUUCAUUAUUCUUUCCAAACUUCAUUUCAUUAUGUUUAGUGUUAUUACUAUCUCGAAUUUAUACCAUUUUCCAUGUUACUACCCCCAAAAAAAAAUAUGGGGAAAAUAUAAAUUUCUUGGUUGAAUACCUGGACAAUUUUUUUUCAUUCUUUUUUAUACUCUUUGGUCUUAUGGAUGUAUUUUUUUUGUAUGAUGAUGUACUUUAGUUAUUUCUUUGAUGUGAGUGGUAAUUGUUUGUGCUUACACUAAA
Molecule: messenger RNA, 2075 nt
Organism: Cannabis sativa
Lineage: Eukaryota; Viridiplantae; Streptophyta; Magnoliopsida; Rosales; Cannabaceae
Exons: 3
Coding region: 369-1817 (482 amino acids)
Molecular function (GO): protein binding
Source: RefSeq, a predicted model, not a curated record